AUAGAAUUUUACGUGACAGUCAAUGGUUAAAUUUAAUUACGGAUGGGCACAUUAACUAUCCAAACUCCUAUAUAUUCAUUUUCUCUCAAGUCCAACUCUUCAGACAGCGUUUCAUUAUCACUUCCGACAAAACUCUUUAUACUUUUCUGCGCUUCCUUUCCGCCGACCUCCUCCAUGGCUCCGAUUGCUGUCGGCGAUGUUGUACCUGAAGGAUCUAUCUCCUUCUUCGACGAGAACGAUCAGCUCCAGACUGUCUCCGUUCACUCCCUCGCCGCCGGUAAGAAGGUCAUCCUCUUCGGUGUCCCUGGUGCUUUCACCCCCACCUGCAGCAUGAAGCAUGUGCCUGGAUUCAUUGAGAAAGCAGAGGAGCUUAAGUCAAAGGGCGUUGACGAGAUCAUUUGCUUUAGUGUUAAUGAUCCGUUUGUGAUGAAGGCAUGGGGGAAGACGUACCCGGAGAACAAGCAUGUGAAGUUUGUGGCAGACGGUUCAGGAGAAUACACGAAGCUUCUUGGACUCGAGCUCGACCUCAAGGACAAGGGUCUUGGUGUUAGGUCAAGGAGAUUUGCUCUGUUGAUUGAUAACCUCAAGGUCACUGUUGCCAACGUUGAAUCUGGCGGCGAGUUCACAAUUUCCAGCGCCGAUGAUAUCCUCAAGGCUCUCUAAGAAACUCUUUAUCGUUUGUGUGUAUGAAGAACCGCUGCAUGUGAUAGUAGUAAAGAGUGUAUCUCUGGCCUGAUUUCUGACGAUAAAUUAGGAAUAAUAAUAAAGCGGUUUAAGUUGCUUAUUUAA
Molecule: messenger RNA, 789 nt
Organism: Brassica napus (rape)
Lineage: Eukaryota; Viridiplantae; Streptophyta; Magnoliopsida; Brassicales; Brassicaceae
Product: peroxiredoxin-2B
Exons: 3
Coding region: 43-663 (206 amino acids)
Biological process (GO): hydrogen peroxide catabolic process; cellular response to oxidative stress; cell redox homeostasis
Cellular component (GO): cytoplasm
Molecular function (GO): thioredoxin peroxidase activity
Source: RefSeq, a predicted model, not a curated record